AGCGUGAUCACGGCACACGUUGCUGACGGCUGCUCUCCUUGGUGUCUUGUUGCUACAGUAUUAACUGUAUAAUCAGUUUAUUGUUGUUGUAAUUAUUAGUAAAUCUAUAAUAAAGUUACCAUGAAACUGUAUCUUGUCCUGCUAGCGUUGGCCAUGGUUUUAUUGCGCGAGACACCACGAUGCUCGGCAGCCGUUGCCGCAUCCGGUAAAGCGGCCACAUCAUCCAGCGAUGAGGAAGUGGAGGACGACGACACCGAACAGUCAGCAGCGCCGGCGCCCGCCCCAGCCCCGGCCCCCUCCGCCGGCAAGAAGCCCAGCGCGGACGGCGGCGACGACGAUGACAGCGGCGGCUAUGGACCGGUAAAGAAGACCCCGGCGCCCACCACGACCACCACUACAACGACAACCACCACGACGACGACCACCACCAAGAAGCCCUCCACGCCCAAGAAGCAGCGCCCGCCCGGCUACGAUCUCAUCAACACCGAGGUCACCGAAAGCACCUUUAAGCUGACGCGGCCGCCGGCUAAACGCGGCCGGACCGUCUUUGACAGGAGAUAAAGGCCACACUGGUGCAUUAGUAUUACUGUAUCGUACCGUGCUAUCAUUUGCCGUUAGACAGUUUUACAUGGCAUAAGAACUUUGACCGUCGUAAAGAAUUGAAUUCGCCU
Molecule: messenger RNA, 671 nt
Organism: Paramacrobiotus metropolitanus
Lineage: Eukaryota; Metazoa; Tardigrada; Eutardigrada; Parachela; Macrobiotidae
Product: adipocyte plasma membrane-associated protein Hemomucin-like
Exons: 2
Coding region: 121-561 (146 amino acids)
Source: RefSeq, a predicted model, not a curated record